AUGACUGAUAAUGAGCAAGCUGUUGCUAAUGACAAACCAGAUGGCAAGAACAUCACCAUGUCAGAAAUGGAAAUGAUUAAAACUCUGAGUGCCACAGGGAAAUAUGAUAUUACUCCCAAAAAGGAGAAAAUCCCUGGUUUUGGUGAUGGUUUUGUUGGAACCAGUACUCCCUAUACUGGUUACUGUAGGGGUGAGCCAGACCUUGACAAUAAUGAGAGCUAUUUGGUGAAAGCUCGAGAGGUUCCCAAGAUACCUCAAUUUUCGGGGGAAGAUCCUCCGGUUAAGGGGGAUGUUUCCUAUAGGGAAUGGCGUUUUGAGGUUCAGUGCCUCACAGACGACCCAGAAAUUACGGACAGUCUUUUGUCUCAGGCGAUUCGCAGAUCAUUGCGCGGCACAGCACGUCGGAGGCUGAUGUCGUUGGGAAAUAGCCCAGACCUCACCUUAGUACUCUCCAAGCUAGACAACUUCUUCGGGGAUGUAAGUACUAAUGGCAUGAUAAUGCAGGAGUUUUUUAAUUCUUUUCAAAAGCCUGAUGAGUCUGUAACAGAUUUUGGUUGUCGCCUUGAGUCCAUGUUGCAUGUUGCAGUAGAACAUGGAUAUUUGGAUCCAUUCUCAAAAAGUGAGCUUCUGCGUCACAAAUUUUGGACCUCUUUGUCAUCUGACAGGUUAAAAAGUCAGACAAGGCACAAAUAUGAUACCAUCAAAGAUUUUGACCUACUCCUUAGAGAGAUUAGGAUGGUUGAUAAAGAGAUCAACUUACAGAACACUGUUUCUAAGGACAGUGCAUCUUCUUCAACCUCUAAGGGAGUUAAGGCCCGACAGCAUGCAGUGCAAAGUGAGUCGGUGACCAGUUCUGAAUGUAAGUCAUUAGAGGAAAGGUUUCAUGCUCUUGAAAAAGACAUGAAUACCAAAAUGGAGUUGUUGUUGGAAAAGUUGGAUACUUUAGGUAAUAAGGGGUAA
Molecule: messenger RNA, 960 nt
Organism: Pecten maximus
Lineage: Eukaryota; Metazoa; Mollusca; Bivalvia; Pectinida; Pectinidae
Exons: 1
Coding region: 1-960 (319 amino acids)
Source: RefSeq, a predicted model, not a curated record